Serpula lacrymans var. lacrymans S7.9 is the source of this 1994-nucleotide messenger RNA. RefSeq lists its product as uncharacterized. The coding region runs from base 24 to 1850 and encodes 608 amino acids. The record is from RefSeq and is a predicted model, not a curated record. Gene Ontology annotation, molecular function: ATP hydrolysis activity; ATP binding. NCBI's taxonomy places the organism in Eukaryota, Fungi, Basidiomycota, Agaricomycetes, Boletales, Serpulaceae. The transcript is spliced from 6 exons.
GGAUUUCGUACUAGCUGAUAGGCAUGCAUGGAAUAGUACGGUUGCGAACUCGUGCAGGACCACUACAAAAGAAUAUCUCUCUACGAUAUGGAUCACGAAUAAGCAUAUACAACAGAGGUUAUUCGAGUCAGAGUCCAUCCAACACCACUGUCGUUCAUUUACAACGGUCAAACAUCUAUCGGUUUGGUGACUCUAAUAUUGCUACACCUGUUUUCAAGGACGUCGAUUGGGUCAUUAAAGACGAAGAGAGUUGGGCGGUGAUUGGCAGUGGUUCUGGUCAAAAAACAGCGCUAUUAAGGACUCUAGUUGGUCACUUGCGUAUAUCUCCUCCACCCCCACCCCCAGGAGGCCUGUUCCCAUUCCUUUCAGACCCUCCUCGCGACCCCCACCUAUGUGUCUCUUUAGUUUCCUUCGCCCACAGACCACGUUCUGCAGGUGGUGCAUUUUAUGACUACACUGCGCGUUAUGGUGCAGUGCGAGAAGAAGAUCGCGUCACAUUGAGACAGAGCGUGUUUGGGGAGUUUGAUUUCUUGAAUGUCAACCCAAAGGUUGACAAUUCUGUCAAAACACCAGAACAACUUGCCGAAGAAGCGAAUAAAAAACGUAUUUUCGAGGAAAUGUCUGAAAGGCUGGGCUUGUCGUCUCUAUUGGACUUACCGUUUGUUGCACUCAGUAAUGGCCAGACGCGUAGAGCUCGAAUAGUCAAGGCCAUCCUUUCUCAACCAGAACUAUUGCUUUUGGAUGAACCUUUGACCGGAUUGGACGUGAACAGCCGCCCCACACUUCUUUCUGUCUUGCACUCUCUCCAUGUCGCGUGUAAACCCCGCAUAAUCAUGGGAUUGAGGACACAAGACCCUCUUCCGGACUGGAUCAGCCAUCUUGCUGUUGUGAGAGAUGGAAUAGUAAUAACCGGAAAGAAGGAUGAAGUUUUGGAUUUGGAGGCAAACCGAAAAGACAAAAUAGACGAGGCUCGGUCUGUUGGAUCGACUUACACUAGACAAGUACAGGCUGACGACGGGAAGGUGGUGGUUGAUAUGAAAAACGUGAAUGUUGGAUAUCAAGACCGAAAAGUUCUCAAAAGUAUUAACUGGUCGAUCCGAGAAGGUCAGCGCUGGCAUUUACAGGGCGCCAAUGGUUCUGGGAAAACUACUCUUCUUUCUCUCCUUACUGGAGAUCACCCACAAUCAUACACUCAGCUUCCUCCUGCUUCACACCUACAGCUUUUCUCUCGCCCCAGAAAUCGCAUCCCAACACCGCAUCUACGCUCGUUGACAGGUGUCGUCUCACCCGAACUGGGCAACGCAUAUCCACGCAGGCCUGGUGUGAGUGUUUGGGAGGUGGUUGGCACAGGAUUCGAUGGUGCGUUCGUACCAGGUGGGCAAGAUGGUGUUGGAAUUGGACUAGAAGGAGGUCUGAGCGGCGAAAUACGGGCAUGGAGAGUUAAAAGGGUACAAGAGGUGCUUAAGGGGUUGGGACCAGCUGCUUGGGCAAGGGAAGCGAGUACCGAGGAAAAUCAGGAAACCAUCCCGACCAGCGAGCCAGGGCCACUAUGUAAAACAGACGCAGCAUUUGCCAAGCGGGACUUCAUUGACCUCUCCGCUGGCGAACAGAGCAUGGUGCUAUUGAUGCGUGCGCUCGUCGGUUGUCCUCAGCUGGUUCUGUUGGAUGAGGUAUGGAGUGGGAUGGAUGAUGUGAUGAUCAAGGCUGCGCGAAAGUACCUACGAAAUGGAGGUAUUGGGCCUGACCAGGCAGUUGUAGUCAUCAGCCACUGGGAGGAAGAGGUACCAUGGGGUAUUGAGGAUGGAUUACGAAGGUUCAGACUAGACGAUGGGAACGGAAAAGAAGUCUGAGCCCCUCCUUGUAGCUCUUUGAAACUCAAAUACUGCUUGAACGUGGAUCUAGAAGAAUAGAGACUCAUUUAAGGAUCUAUUUGUUGGUUUCAGCGGCAUGAUUCUCCACUCGAACUGUCUACGCAGGCACAUAUAUCUUUACCA